AUGAUAACUAUAUAUUAGUAUAUUGUUAACUAUAAUAUAUACUCAUAAUUUAUCAAGGAUGGAAACCAAGUCUUUUAUGUCUGUCUUCUUUUCUUGUGCAAUGGUUAUUAUAUUUGUUGUGGCAAUUGAGUCAUCCAAAGAUGAGAAACAAUUUGGUGAAACAAAAGAAUUCCAAAAUAAAAUUGGAUUCGAUUGUAGAAAACCUUGGACCACUUGGCAUGAUUUUCCAAAUAAUCGUAGGCGUGGUAAAGGAGGCAAAAAAGUUGAAAUUGGCUCAUGUGGAACGGGCUCAAUAGGAAAGAAUGGUGAAGAAGGCGCACAAGGCGGGAGUGAGCAAAAUGGAGGUGAAAUUGACAUAGGAAUUAAGCCAGAAGGAGAACAAUAUAAUAAAAUAAAAGGGUUAGGGGUAUAUCCAUGAAAACCAGAUACAUUAAUGUACUAUGUAAAAUAAAAGUACUAAUGUUUUUUUUACUCCAUGUAUGAUCUACAAUAAGAGGAAUAAUUUUCUUAAUGUAGUAUUAUUUUCACCUAUAUCCUUAGAUUUAUAUAUUCUUAGACUAUACAUGAUAUAUUUGUGAAACUAUGCUAG
Vicia villosa (hairy vetch) is the source of this 589-nucleotide messenger RNA. RefSeq lists its product as uncharacterized. NCBI's taxonomy places the organism in Eukaryota, Viridiplantae, Streptophyta, Magnoliopsida, Fabales, Fabaceae. The record is from RefSeq and is a predicted model, not a curated record. The transcript has 2 exons. The coding region runs from base 59 to 418 and encodes 119 amino acids.